CGGGACCUAAUUGUUAAAGCGUUGGAAUUACACAUCCCGGGUCCAGAUCCUGUGCCCACAAAUGCAUUGUAUUUUUUUAUAGAAAUGGAAUUUCAGACAAUGAAAAUUUUAGGAUUAGCAUUUGUUUUCUUUAUUUCGCAGAAUGAAGGAAAAUUAAUCGACACGUUGUACGUCGGAGACUAUGAAUUAACCUAUUAUAACUAUGGAAAAGAUGCAUAUUACUCCCAUCAAACUGCUAUUUACGAAUGUGUUGUAAAAAUGCCUGGCUCAAGAUUGGUGAUUACAGAUAAUGAAAAUUUACAUGAAGCAGUGAAAGAACUCUUGAAAAACAAUACAUCAAAUAAAGUCUUGAUUGGUGCAUUUAAGAUUAGAGAAACCAAAGAAUACUAUUGGAUGAAUGGGGAAAAGCUCAAAGCCGGAUUUACUAAAUGGGCUGAGAAUGAACCAAAAACGUCCCAUACUACAGCGGACGUGUAUGUUACAUUUGCGGAUUCUGAUUUAAAGUGGUUUGUAGAGCCAUAUUUCUAUGGCACUCGAACUGGAUUCAUAUGCCAAACUAGAAUUGACAAACUCCAACCGUCGUACUAUACGCUGAACUUUCUUUCGGAGAUACAAACUCUACAAACACAGGCAUUGGAACUAUGACCUAUUGGGAUGCACAGAAGAUGUGCACAAAGAAUCAAAGUAGAAUUGUAGACAUUGUUAACGAUAGGGCGUUCUUUGAGAUUCGCGAAAAGUGUGCCAGUGACCCGACACUUAAGUAUUGGAUACGAAAAGAUGAAAACUCUAAAAACUGUUUAAUUAUGGGAAGUGAAGGAUGGUCACAAAAUGAUUGCGAUGAUCCGUCUAUUUAUCCCAUUUGUGAGAAAAUUCCACCAUGGGGCUUGAGAGUUUCCAACGAACGACCAGUUAUUAAGAGAAAAGAAAGCAUUACGAUUGACUGUAGAGCAUCAGGAUAUCCAAUUCCAAUUGUUGGUUGGCAACGAAGGGAUAGAACUGUCAGCGAAGGAUUAAAUCGACGAAUCCAUCAGAUAAAAUAUGACGGAUUUUCUCGACUUGUGAUAAACAACGCCAAGCCUUUUGACUCAGGAAGAUAUCAUUGCUUUGCCACUAAUUCAAUUCAUUCUGUGAGAGGAUACGCAGAUGUCAGAGUUGAUGGUAUGAUGCAACAUAAUUUUACAACAUUUGAAGUGAAUUUCGG
Messenger RNA from Styela clava, 1201 nucleotides. Lineage: Eukaryota; Metazoa; Chordata; Ascidiacea; Stolidobranchia; Styelidae. The record is from RefSeq and is a predicted model, not a curated record.